CCGCGAGUUUCGCACACAGCGGUACGAUGACAACAACGCACCGCUCAUGUAUGUCCGCAUUCAAGUUGGCAAGCGUCCUGCAGCGUUUUGCUGGAUAGCGGCCCGUCUCGCAAUUUCAUGAGCCAAUCCUUUAUGCAAAGGGCUGGCCUUGGCGCACAAGUUCGGAGGAAGGCAAACCCGACGACGAUCAAGUUGGCGGAUGGGAAAACGCAGCAACUUCUCGACCGUUACAUCGAGGCCGUACCGGUCUACUUCGCACCUCAUGCAUGCGAACCGGCGACAUUCGAUAUUCUUGACACGGACUUCGACAUCAUUCUGGGAAUGCCUUGGCUUGCAAGUGCGGAUCACACGGUCAACUUCCACCGGCGGACUCUUAGCGUUCGCGACGCCUUCGGCGCGGAAGUGGCGUGUACUGUUCCUCUACCGCACUCUUCGAUCCGGUGCCAAGUGGUAACGGCCAAAUCAUUCCGGGCGACUUGUGCCUACGAGCAGCCCGAUGAGAUUGGCCUUUGUUUCCUACGGACCGUCGCGGUAGCCGUCGCUUUACCCACGGACUUGUCUUCGGACCUCCGGGUGGUGCGGUUGCUGGACGAGUUUGCCGACAUCUUCGAGUCACCUACCGGUGUGGUGCCGGUUCGGCCGAUCUCUCACGAGAUCAUUCUUGAGGCCGGUGCAGUGCCGCCGAAAGGUUGCAUCUAUCGCAUGAGCGAGGAGGAGCUCGAGGUCCUCCUCGCACAACUCGACGAUUUGUUGGCUAAGAGUUGGAUCCGCCCUAGCAGCUCCCCAUAUGGAGCACCGGUUCUCUUCGUCCGGAAGAAGAACAAGGAUCUACGACUGUGUAUCGACUACCGCAAGCUCAGCAUGCAAACCGUCAAGAAUGCGGGGCCUCUUCCUCGCAUCGACGAUCUUCUUGAGCGACUGGGCGACGCAAAGUAUUUUUCUAAGUUGGAUUUGAAAUCGGGAUAUCAUCAAAUCUCGAUCCGGCCGAACGAUCGCUACAAGUCCGCAUUCAAGACGCGGUACAGACAUUUUGAGUGGGUGGUCAUGCCUUUUGGCCUCACCAACACCCCGGCGACCUUUCAAGCGGCAAUGACCAAUGAGUUUUGUGCAAUGUUGGACCGGUUCGAUCAUCUUGGACAUCUUCGACGAGUGUUGGAGACGCUCCGCCACGCCAAGUACAAGGCCAACCGCGACAAGUGCGAAUUUGUCUGGCAAGAGCUGGAAUACUUGGGCCAUUUUGUCACACCGGAGGGCAUCAGUCCGCUAUCGGACAAGAUUCAAGCCAUCCAAGAGUGGUCGGAGCCUCGGAGCGUCACGGAUGUCCGCUCGUUCCUUGGUCUCGCCGGCUACUAUCAGCGUUUCAUCAAAGGCUACUCGAAGAUCACGGCCCACUUGACCAAGCUUCAAUGCGAGGAUCGACCAUUUGACUUCGGAGAGGAGGCGCGGGAAUCAUUUUUGGCUCUCAAAGCCGCGCUAUUAUCUGCGGAGGUCUUGCGGAUAUACGACCCGCUUUUGCCUACGCGCGUCACUACGGAUGCGUCAGGCUGUGGCAUUCGUGCAGUCCUUGAGCAACAUGAUGGUGUGGCCUGGCACCCGGUCGAGUAUUUCAGCAAGAAAGUGCCCGUCGUGCAUUCCAUUGACGAUGCGCGCAAGGAGGAGCUCCUCGCCUUCGUCCACGCGCUCAAGCGGUGGCGACACUCCCUCCUUGGUCGAAGCCAAUUUCGAUGGGUAAUGGACAACAAUCCGUUGGUCUUCUAUAAGACCCAAGACACCGUCAACAGCACCAUCGCUCGAUGGAUGGCUUUCAUCGAUCAGUUCGACUUUUUUCCGGAUCACAUUCCCGGGAAGUCGAACCGUUUUGUGGAUGCUCUUUCACGGCGUUCGGAUCAUUGUACCGCGGUCUACUCAACCUUUGAGAUCGACGAUGACCUGGAGAAUAGCUUCAUCCGCGGCUACCAAGGCGACCCCGAGUUUCGCGACAAGACACCGAGGCACUGCCACGGCGCAGUGCCAGGAUCGCAGUUCGUGCCCGCCCUGCGGUACCUCCAAGACCCAAAGAGAUUCAGCAGACGGACGACUCCAGCGACAUCAAUUACGGCAUUGACAGUACAAGACAGCACCGGAGAUCUUCCCGCAUGCCCGGUCCGAGAGGCCAGCGAGUCUUUGGCUGACUAUCGUGGGCGGCUACAGGCAUUUACAGACGCCGUAGCCGUCGCCGAGUCUCAGCAGGCUGCGGCAGAGGCAGAACGUCAGCGGCGGGCCAAUGAGGCGGCAGCCGAAGCUCAGCGGACAGCUGAGACUGACGAAGCGGCACGAAACAGACGGAAUGCCGCCAGCACGGAGUCCCUGAUUGCCAGUGAGCAUCAGUGGACAACGAUACUCCAAGGCAUGAUCUUUGUGCCUACGGAAACGCAGGCGGAGCCUACACAGGCGGAGGCAGAGAGAAGUAACCUGGCUACCGCACACCUGCACGCGGAACGACAGCAAAGACAGCAGUACCAGCAAGACCUGGCCGCUGUAACGGCCGGCGUCCGCGACGCAGCAAUGCAGCAGCAGCAACAGCAGCAACUGAUGAACUCUACCAUCGCACGCAUCAACGGCAUUGAGGCCAAUGCCUCAGCAGCGCCAGGCUGCACGACGGACGCGACGAAGCAAAUCAACGAACGAAUCGAUCACGUCGUCACCAUCAUCGGCGACAUAGGUGUUUUCAACGGACCGAACACGAUCAGCAGCACGGUGGCCGCCAUCAAGACGGACAUCACCAAGCUACAGACGAGACCGGACGCCGCUACAAAGACGUUCAAGAUGCCGCACUUCGACAUCUGCAAGUUCGACGACUACAACAAGUCGGACGCUUUGACAUGGUGGCAACGUUUCCUCACGGAAGCGUCAUGCCGCACUGUCCCGACGAACGACAUGUUGAAGGCACUCUACUUGCAAUUGAUUGGAGGAGCGCAGGCAUGGAUGAACCACCUGGCGGCCACCCACAAGUGCACCAUCGCCGAACUCCACACGCACAUCACGUGGAAGGAGUUCGAGCAGCUAUGGUUCACCCGGUUCAUGGUCCGCAACGUCGUGAAGGCGGCCAUGAAUGAGGUGUACACAUGCUCUCAGGGGAACAUGCCAACUCGAGACUGGACAACGAAGUGGCAAAAGAUAGUGACCACACUAGGCUUCGACUUGACGUUUCGAAAUCAAUGAUCCGAGUUCUUCUCGCGAUCAUGCGCGGGAUUGCGGUCGGCACUCGGUAACGAGUACGACUAUACCACAUUCCAGGC
Messenger RNA from Chara braunii, 3278 nucleotides. Lineage: Eukaryota; Viridiplantae; Streptophyta; Charophyceae; Charales; Characeae. The record is from the annotation of a GenBank genome assembly.